UAGCUAGUUAGAGCUCUUUGUUUUUGUCAUCACCCCAAAGUCAAAAUGUCCUGGCUGUGUAACAGUCUACGUUGUGUCCCAUAGCUAUUCGAGGAUAGAUAUUGUAAAGGAUAGCCUACUGAUAAACUUUUUCAGACAACAGAUUUAUUUUCCUCAGUACUUUUUUUUUGUUUUUGUUUUUUUCCCCCUCCGCUUGUAACUGAAGAGGAAGGAGACUUCUGCCUAAGGUCGUCCUAAAGUUAAGAGAAGGUCUACAUUGAAGGUAGCAGCCAUGGUGUUGAUUCUGGGCAGACGGAUGAACAGGGAGGACUCUGGGAUCAGAGACUCACCAGCUGUCAAACGCAAGGUGUUUGAGGUGGACUCCAAAACUUUAGCCACCCAGGAUGUGUUGGACUUUUGUUCUGGCUCAUCCCACUCAGAGGGCAUCCUGCAGGUAUUCAAUGAGUUUCGUGACUGCCGCCUGUUCACUGACGUGGUCAUCAGUGUGCAGGGCCGCGAGUUCCCCUGCCAUCGUGCUGUGCUCUCUGCCUGCUCUUCCUACUUCAGAGCCAUGUUCUGCAAUGAUCACCGCGAGAGCCGCGAGAUGCUGGUGGAGAUCAACGGCAUCCUGGCUGAGGCGAUGGAAUCCUUCCUCUCUUAUGUUUACACCGGCCGCGCUAAGAUCACCACUGAGAAUGUCCAGUUCCUCUUCGAGACCUCCAGCCUUUUCCAGAUCACCACACUGCGUGACGCCUGUGCAAAGUUCCUGGAGGACCAGCUUGACCCUUGCAACUGCCUGGGCAUCCAACGCUUCGCCGAUGCCCAUUCCCUUAAGCAGCUAGCCAGCCGCUGCCGCAGUUAUGCCCUGGCCAAUUUCUCAGAGGUGGGUCAGCAUGAGGAGUUCCUUGACCUACGCAGGGAAGAGCUGGAAGAGUACAUCUGCAGCGAUGAGCUAUCCGUAGGUAAGGAAGAGGUGGUGUUUGAGGCGGUGAUGCGAUGGGUGUACCACAGUGUGGAGCACAGGAAGCCCUUGCUGAAAGCCCUGCUGCACCAUGUGCGCCUGCCCCUUCUGCACCCCAACUACUUUGUCCAGACGGUGGAGGGAGACCUGCUAAUCCAGAAUGCUCCAGAGUGCUACCAGCUCCUCCAUGAGGCCAGGCGUUACCAUGUGCUAGGAAAUGAAAUGAUGUCACCCAGGACCCGUCCACGCAGGUCAACCGGCUACUCUGAAGUGAUUGUGGUGGUGGGGGGUUGUGAGAGGGUGGGCGGCUUCAACCUGCCCUACACUGAAUGCUAUGAUCCAGUAACUGGAGAGUGGAAAUCACUGGCCAAACUGCCUGAGUUCACCAAGUCAGAGUAUGCCGUCUGCGCCCUCCGCAACGACAUCCUGGUGUCAGGUGGUCGUAUCAACAGCAGGGACGUGUGGAUGUAUAACUCUCAACUCAACCUGUGGAUCAGAGUGGCUUCUCUUAACAAAGGCCGCUGGAGACACAAGAUGGGCGUCCUACUGGGAAAGGUCUAUGCUGUAGGUGGCUAUGAUGGCCAGAGCCGCCUGAGCAGCGUGGAGUGUUACGACUCCUUCUCAAACCGCUGGACAGAGGUGGCUCCAAUGAAAGAGGCGGUCAGCUCUCCAGCUGUGGCCAGCUGUGCCGGCAAGCUCUUUGUCAUAGGAGGAGGGCCAGACGACGACACUUGUUCAGACAAGGUCCAGUGCUAUGAUCCAGAGACUGACACUUGGUUACUACGGGCCAACAUCCCCAUUGCCAAGCGCUGUAUCACAGCAGUGUCCCUCAACAACAUGAUAUAUGUGUGUGGAGGUCUCACCAAAUCCAUAUUCUGCUACGACCCCGCAGAGGAUUACUGGAUGCAUGUGGUACAAACCUUUAGCAAACAGGAGAGCUGUGGCAUGUCAGUGUGUAAUGGUAAGAUCUUCAUCCUUGGUGGCAGAGGGGAAAAUGGCGAAGCAACAGACACCAUCUUGUGUUAUGACCCGUCAACAGGCAUCAUCACAGGAGUAGCAGCCAUGCCACGGCCUAUCUCCUACCAUGGCUGUGUAACCAUCCAUCGCUACAAUGACAAGUACCACAGGCUGUGACCAUAAACCAACAAACAUAUAUACACACACACACACACACACACACACACACACACACACACACACACAUAUGAGUGCACACAAUAAAGAACUCUUUGAAGCUUGGGCUAUUCAAGUUCACCCCAUGCACAGCACAAACACAGUGAUUUAUUUUCUCACAGCAUCAUGUAGCAAUACUUGUGAUGCUGUGAAUCUGUUGCAUCCAUAUUUUAGUCCUAAUGUGGAAGUGCUCAGUUGUUGAUGACACUAAUAACAUGGAGUCAGAUGGCAGAUGUGCCUUGCAUUAGUUAGGAACUUCACAAUGUUGGGAAGUAAUGAAUCAUUAGAAAAUUUGCAGGUCAUGCAAAGAAAAUGAAUAAUUCUGACUAUAGAGGAUGGAGAUCCUUUUGAACACUUAAUUCAAGUUUCUAUAUGAUAAUUGUUUGCUUUUCUAACUACAUGUUUAAUUUUUCGAUAACACCACUUUCAAACAAACUAAAAAAGCUGUUACAUGCAGGUGAUC
Messenger RNA from Scomber japonicus (chub mackerel), 2576 nucleotides. It is a transcript of the gene klhl24a, whose product is annotated as kelch-like family member 24a. The record is from RefSeq and is a predicted model, not a curated record. The coding region runs from base 272 to 2074 and encodes 600 amino acids. NCBI's taxonomy places the organism in Eukaryota, Metazoa, Chordata, Actinopteri, Scombriformes, Scombridae. Gene Ontology annotation, molecular function: protein binding. The transcript is spliced from 8 exons.